AUGGAUAAAAGUGUGGUAAAAUUCAGCCACUGUAAGAAGGACAUCUUUUGUUUUUUUGUGCCUGAACAAUGCCCUGAAUGUGGUGUAAGCUUCAGUGGCAGACGGCUUGAGGAAGCUCCCGUCAGCAUCCCCAAUCCGUUCUCCAAUGGGCACAAGUCACCAUGUGCCUUUCUGGUGGCUCCUACAGAAGAAAACAUCUUAAGAGAAUUCGACGGUGGUGUUGAUCUACACACUGGAAUUACCAACACAAACGGGGUUGUCUAUAAUUAUACAAAAACUGGUGUACGAAAAGACCAUCAGGGCUGGGAACAUUGCAUCAGCAUACCUUUGGUUCAACCAGACAUGUUUAACCUCAUCAACCAGUGGGAUCAAUAUCUAGAAAAAUUCUCCUCUGCCCAAAUGUGGGACCCACUCUGGCAAAGUUUUAAUGAAGAGACUCAUAACUGCUACAGCUACACUCUAAUGUUCAUAAACUGUGUUUUGGCCACGCAGUCCAAACGGGCCCUAAGCAAGGACGAGUUUACGCAGACUUUCGUACUGCCGAGGGUAAAACGGGCGUCUAAAUACAGCAUGCUUUGUCGGGAGAUUUCCCAGAAUCACUUCUACACCGUGGACAGUCCUCAGAGUGACACACGGGAGAGUCACAGUGAGGAGGAUGAGGUCAGGACUGUGGCUGAAAGCUGA
This is a messenger RNA of Chanos chanos (milkfish), 684 nucleotides long. It is a transcript of the gene mkrn2os.2, whose product is annotated as MKRN2 opposite strand, tandem duplicate 2. The record is from RefSeq and is a predicted model, not a curated record. Lineage: Eukaryota; Metazoa; Chordata; Actinopteri; Gonorynchiformes; Chanidae. The transcript has 4 exons. The coding region runs from base 1 to 684 and encodes 227 amino acids.